This is a messenger RNA of Prunus armeniaca (apricot), 570 nucleotides long. NCBI's taxonomy places the organism in Eukaryota, Viridiplantae, Streptophyta, Magnoliopsida, Rosales, Rosaceae. The record is from the annotation of a GenBank genome assembly.
AUGGCUCUGUCUCUUCGUUUCUAUGGAGUUUUUGUUGUUCUACUUGUUUCCCUCCUCGUAAGUAAAGCCUCCUCUACCUCUCACCACGAGCAUCACCACCACCACCACCAACUCAAGUCCCUCCACUUCGCGCUCUUUCAACACGAAACCAUUAACAGAACCGGAUAUAUUGUAGUGAAUGGUGUAGGUGGAGCAGGCAUUAGUCAAACCACUACACCUUUUGGCACCGUGUUUGUUUUCCAGGAUCCAAUGACCGUCACAGCCAAUCGAUCUUCGAAACUAGUUGGAAUAGCUCAAGGAACUUCUGUCACCUCCAGCUUGGAUGGGCUUCAGAGCAUCUCAGUAGCUAAGAUCACUUUGCGUUUAAAGCACCACUCUGGUUCGGUUUCCAUUGUCGGAGGCACGCAUAACGUUAAGCCCUCUGAUCAUCCUGUUGUGGGAGGCACUGGUGAUUUCCUGUUUGUGCAAGGCUAUGUGACAUCAUCCCCAGUCAAUCUCAAGGGGCUAACUGUUGUCUACAAGAUUGAAUUUCACCUUUACUGGCCUCCAUAUGCAACUCAAGGUUCUUAG